UGCCUGGCUGCACGAAGAUACUGUAAAUGAGCCAGCCGUCCGAAUCACACAGACUCGACCACUUUUCCUUGGCUUGAGGCAUGUCAGCUGUUUCCCCUAUCGAGCUCUCUCGCUCUAACCUCCUUUAUGACAGAACACGCCACGUCGUCACUUUCCGACCAAUCUUCCUACAUAAAGUGACCUUCUAGUUCAUUCUAAUUGCGACUACUGGGACAGAUGCAGCCAGUGAGCGCUCUCUCGCGCUUUCCAUGGUCAACACCAGUAGUGUACCCCCCCUUCCAACAUCACCUACGUCGUAGAUAUUUUUCCGCCAUCCACAAAUAUCGACCAGCAUCAAUCGAAACAAUCGAGCACACAAAUAUCGAUUCCAGCUGAGUCUACGCUGCUCCGUGGCUCUGACUCGACCACGAAGAAGCUUUCCGCGUCAUGCAACUUGGGAAAUCCCACUGUCGUUUUAGUCGCCAGAUAUUCUCCCCCUCCUCUUCCGCUGCUCUUCCGCUGCUCUUCCGUUGUUUUGUCGAGCAAUUAGUCUCUUGAGCGCCCGAUGGUGUCUGCCUGCUUUGGGUACACAACAGAGCUCAGCUCUGCUGCUGCCAGCACGGAAUCAGUGAUUUCUUAGGAGCCGCUGAACCUUUCUGUAGCCGCCAUGGGCCUGAUUUUCUGGACACUGAAUGGGAGAUUCUAGACAGCGUCUCUCCAGCGAUUUCCAGCCCUUUGUGGACGGUAACGGAAACCGUCAACGCUUACGUCUUCUGCGUGGAGCAACGCGGUCUUCCGCUGGAGCGCGUGCAAGUUCUGCUGGACAGACGCGUAGGCCACGGGCUCGUUGACAGGCAUUGGAAGGAAGAGAACGACCCUAUCGGUAGCAGAUCAUCCGACCAGGAAAAUGACUGGUCGCAGCAGUCGCCCACCCAGCAGUCGCAAUGGUCGCAGGCGUCGCCCAGGCAUGGCACGGAUUCCGGCAGCUUGGAAGCAGCGCAGCUAACCAUCGUGUGCGCGUUUCCCUCCGCUUCUCACACCGCAGACAGGGCAGGCUCCCUCUGGACGGCUGGCCGGCGAUUCAGACUGCCACCUGACGCCGUAGCAGAGGAAACGGCGGCCAUGCAGACGUCCUACGGUCCAAGAUUUGGCAGGUGGACUGUACACGUGGCAUCAGCAGCGUCAUCGUUAACCGCCUCGUCAUCAUCACAUCCAGAGAAGCAGUAUCAAUCAUCCCCCAACUCGUUUCAGCAUUUUGAUCCUGAGUUGCUCCAAAGUCUGCAAGUAUGAGGUGUGAUGCAGCCAGGUGCUUCAAGCAUUGUGAUGGCAUCAGCCUGCAUUGGGCUUUUCCUCCUGUACAGUUCUUUUCCCUCCUACUAGAUUACCAGGUGCGAACUGUGUACCAAGUUCAGUUGAG
Closterium sp. NIES-67 is the source of this 1396-nucleotide messenger RNA. The record is from the annotation of a GenBank genome assembly. Lineage: Eukaryota; Viridiplantae; Streptophyta; Zygnematophyceae; Desmidiales; Closteriaceae.